Messenger RNA from Bacillus rossius redtenbacheri, 2843 nucleotides. RefSeq names its product lactase/phlorizin hydrolase-like. Gene Ontology annotation, molecular function: beta-glucosidase activity. The record is from RefSeq and is a predicted model, not a curated record. Lineage: Eukaryota; Metazoa; Arthropoda; Insecta; Phasmatodea; Bacillidae. The coding region runs from base 16 to 2781 and encodes 921 amino acids. The transcript has 22 exons. Gene Ontology annotation, biological process: carbohydrate metabolic process.
UUUCCCGAGGGCUUUAUGUUCGGGGCCUCUUCUGCCGCCUACCAGGUCGAGGGAGCCUGGAACACCAGUGGCAAGGGAGAGAGCAUCUGGGACCGGCUGGUCCACACAAACCCGCAGUGCAUCGCCAACCACGACACGGGAGACGUGGCCUGCGACUCCUACCACAAGUACCAGGAGGACGUGAAGGCGCUCAAGACAAUCGGGCUCGGAUACUACCGUUUUUCCAUCUCUUGGGCGAGAGUGCUGCCUACAGGAGACAUCACAAACGUCAACCAAGAUGGCGUCAACUACUACAACAACCUCAUCAACGAGCUACUCGCCAACAACAUCCAACCGCUAGUUACCAUGUACCACUGGGAUCUUCCACAGCGGCUUCAAGACCUUGGUGGGAUGGCUAACAACGCCUUCGUCGACUAUUUCGAGGAUUACGCUUACUUCUUGUUCACAACAUUUGGCGACAGGGUGAGGUGGUGGAUCACCUUCAACGAGCCGCUGUCCCUGGUGAGUGGCUACAUGGGCGGCUGCUUCCCGCCCCGAGUGAACGCCAGCGGCGUGGGGCCGUACCUGGUGGGCCACAACCUGCUGAAGGCGCACGCCCGCGCCUACCACGUGUACGACGAGCAGUUCAGGAGCAAGCAGCGAGGGACCUGGCUGGGCUGGUUCGCUCACCCCAUCUUCAGCUCCCAGGGCGACUACCCCGCCCUCAUGAAGGAGAGGAUUGCCAACCUCAGCAAAGCAGAGGGACGUCGCAGGUCCAGGCUGCCAACCUUCAGUCAAGCGUGGAUCGACCUCAUCAGAGGGUCGGCGGACUUCUUCGGCCUGAACGUGUACACGGCGAAGGUGGUCAGCGCGUACACGCCGUUUGCGAUGCGCGGGUUGCUCAACUGGGUGCACAAGGAGUACCGCAACUACCCCAUCCUGGUGACUGAGAACGGCUGGACCGACAAUGGGGAAAGAAACGACACCAUGAGGAUACGAUACUACGCGAACUACCUGGCUUCGCUGCUGGACGCUGUCCACAUUGACAAGAUCAACGUCAUUGGCCACGUCGCCUGGGCCAUCACCGACAACUUCGAAUGGGCGUACGCCUUCACGGCGAAGUUUGGGCUUUACAGCGUUGACUUCAACGACCCCGAGAGAACAAGAACAGCCAAAUAUUCCGCAUCAGUAUACGCUUCAAUGAUUAAAAAUUUGGAAGUUCCAAGCGAAUAUUUAGACAAAUCGCCCAAGAUGCGCGCGCCUCAGCUGCUACUGCUGCUGUUGGCCUUCGGCCGCAGCCAAGCGGCCAGAAACACCACCUUCCCUGAGGGCUUCCUGUUCGGGGCGGCCACCGCGGCCUACCAGGUGGAGGGCGCCUGGAACACCAGCGGUCAGUGCCUCCAGCCUCUUCCUCUGUGGCUAAUGCUACAAUACCGUGAGUGUAUUGCAGGCAAAGGAGAACAUAUCUGGGACAGGAUGGUUCACACCAGGCCUAACUGCAUUGCUGACCGCACUUCAGGAGACGUAGCGGCCGACUCCUACCACAAGUACAAGGAAGACGUCAAACUGCUGAAGGAUGUGGGGUUCAACUUCUAUCGGUUCUCCAUCUCUUGGGCCAGAAUCCUGCCCAAAGGAGACGUGUCUGUUAUCAACAAAGAUGGUAUCGACUACUACAACAACCUCAUCAACGAACUACUGGCGAACAACAUCCAGCCUGUGGUCACGAUGUACCACUGGGACUUACCACAACACUUGCAAGACCUUGGAGGACUUGUCGGUUCCGCCUUUGGCGACUACUUUGAAGAUUACGCUCGUGUUCUCUACACCAACUUCGGUGACAGGGUGAAGUGGUGGGUGACGUUCAACGAGCCGCUUACCUUCGUAGACGGCUACACCAGCCACGGCUGUGUCCCUCCGGCGGUGGAUGCCCCAGGAGUGGGCGACUACCUGGUGGCACACAGCAUCCUCAAGGCCCACGCCAGGGCCUACCGCCUAUACGACCGAGAGUUCAGGAGCGAGCAGAAGGGCAAGGUCAGCAUAACUCUUAGUGCUGGAUACGCUCAACCGAAAACUAAUUCCAGUGCCGACAUAGAAGCAACAGAUAUCUACAUGCAGUUCACUCUGGGAUGGUUCGCGCACCCGAUCUACAGCCAGGAGGGAGACUAUCCCGCCGUCAUGAAGGAGAGAGUCGCCAACAACAGCAAGGCAGAGGGCUUGUUCAGAUCCAGACUGCCGGAGUUCGGCGAGUACUGGGUCAACUACAUCCGAGGCACCGCGGACUUCUUCGGCCUCAACUACUACUCCUCGUGGGUGGUCAGUCACGUGGGCUCGUCUCUGGACAGGGCGAGCCGGUGGAGCGACAUGGACGUGAUGUCGUCACAAGACCCCGGCUGGACAGUGUCCGUCGCCACCUGGCUGGCGUACACGCCAUUCGGUAUGAGGGGUCUUCUCUCCUGGGUGUCCAAGAACUACAACAACACACCCAUACUGAUCACAGAGAACGGUUGGGCCGACACGGGAGAGAUCAAUGACACCAUGAGAGCCAAAUACUAUGUGAACAACUUGGCCUAUCUCUUGGAUGCCAUUUACUUGGACAACGUCACAGUUCUGGGGCACACUGCAUGGAGCAUCAUCGACAACUUCGAGUGGGCACAGGGAUACACACAAAGAUUUGGGUUGCAUCAUAUCGACUUCAACGAUCCCCAGCGACCAAGAACCCCCAAGGAGUCUGCUAGAGUGUUCGCGGCGCUUAUUAAGAACAGGAAGCUCCCUGAGAAUUAUCUGGAUAAAGUUAUAGAGUAACAUUUCUAUAGAUAGCUACAGCAUGCAAUAUCUACAAAUAUCUCACGGAUGUAAAAGCAAGU